AGCAGAGAGCUGGACUGGAAGAGGAGCAACUGGGACAGAAUCCGGCACCCUAACCAGGACUAGAACCCGGAGUGCCGGCUCUGCAGGCAGAGGAUUAGCCUAUUGAGCUGCGGCGCUGGCCGUGAUUGUGGUUUUGCCUAUUGCUUUUGCUUUUAAUCAUUGCUCAUCUAAAAUUAGGACAAAUUCAAGAAUAAUUUUUUUCUUACAAAUUGAAAUAAGUGUUUUACUACUGUGCGUUUCAUCUUCAACAUGGUCUUGUCACUUCUUUAAACCAGUUAUCCAUUUGUAAACUGAUGAUUUCUUUGAGGAGUUGUCCCAAUAAGCUUUUCACAAAGCACCAAUGGUUUCAUCACUCUUUCAUCUAGCUUUUACCAUAGGUUUGAUGUUUGUUGUUGCUUCAGUUUUAGCAAAAUUAUUGUUGCUCAUAGGAGCUUUUAAAAAUCUGAUGUCUUAUUCUUCUUGGUACAAACAGACCCUGUUGAAACAGUUAAACUUGUUGAAUAUAAGUUUAUUUCACUACAAAAAAUUUUCCAAAUCCUUGUGUUGUCUUUUCAUAAUAUGCAUUUUAUGGACUUUUUUUCAAAAAGAUUAUUUGAAAGACCGAGUUACAGAUAGAGAGAGGGAGAGACAGAACUUCAGUUUGCUGGUUCACUCCCUAAAUGGCUUCAAUGGCUAGGACUGGGCCAGGCCAAAGCCAGAAACCAGGAACUCUGUCCUGGUCUCCCACAUGGCUGGAAGGGGCACAAGGAUAUGGGCCAUCCUCUUCUACUUUUCCAGGUAUAUCAGCAGGGACCUGGAUUGGAAGUGGAGCAGCUGAGAUUUGAACCAGCACCUGCAUGGGAUGUUGAUGUUGUAGGCAGUGGGUUAACCUGGUAUGUUACAACACCAGCCCCCUUCAGUGGGUCUUUUGAAGAUCCCUUAUAUACUAGGGUGUGGGGGUCACCCAAGGCACACCAUGGGUGGGAACUCCCUAGCUAGUGGCUCUGGAAAAAAAUCUAAUCUCAGUACAGAAAGGCAAAUUACUUGAUUGGGAAAAUCUGUUAGAUGUCAAGAAAAUAUUAAACUCAACUGAGCUGUGAAGAGGCUGCUUGCCAUAUAUAAGCCUCUCAAAAUGCAAUCCCAGUGUAGCAGACAGAUUCUCAAUGACUUGCCUGCUGCUCUCUUGAAGUGUAUUCAAUGAAUCUAUUUUUUUAACCCAGAAAUCUUUUGUUUAAGGUAUACAAACUUCAUGCGUUUCAUAUAUACAAAUUUAGGAACAUAGUGAUUCUUCCCAAUCUCCACUCCCUCCUGCCCACACUCCCAUGCUUCUUUUCCUUCCUCUCCUAUUCCUGUUCUUAUUUUUCUGCAAAGAUCUAUUUUAAAUUAAUGCUUUACUCAUAACAUUAACAAUACAUUAAGUAAAGAGUUCAACAAAUAGUAAUAAAAAACCUGUUCCUUAACAGCCGAGGCAAGGGCUUUUCAAAAUAAUUGUAUUUCAAAGUGUCAAAUUUAGUUCUAUAGAUUGCCUUUUAGGUGCUCUAUUAAUGACCACAGAUCAGGGAGAACAUAUGGUAUUUCUCCUUUUUGGACUGGCUUAUUUCACUAAAUGUAAUGAUUUUCAGUUGCAUCCAUUUUGUUACAAAUGACAGGAUUUCAUUUUUUUACUGCUAUAUAGAAUUCUAUGGUGUAUAUAUAUACCAUCAUUUCUUUAUCCAGUCUUCAGUUGAUGGGCAUCUGGGUUGAUUCCAUAUCUUAGGUAUUGUGAAUUGAGUUGCAAUAAAUGUGGGGUGCAGAUAACUAUUUUAUAUGCUGAUUUUCUUUCCUUUGGGUAAAUUCUCAAGAGUGGGAUGGUUGGGUCAUAUGGUAGGUCUAUAUUCAGAUUUCUGAGGUGUCUCCAUACUGUCUUACACAAUAGCUCUACCAGUUUACAUUCCCACCAACAGUGGAUUAGGAUGCCUAUUCCCUACAUCCUUGCCAGCAUUUAUUGUUUGUUGUUUCUGUAUUAGAGCCAUUAUAACUGGGGGGAGGUGAAACCUCAUUGUGGUUUUGAUUUGCAUUUCUCUGAUGUAUAGUGAUCCUGAGCAUUUUUUCCUGUGUUUGUUGGCUAUAUGAAUUUCCUCUUUUGAAAAAUACCUAUCCAAGUCCUUUGCCCAUGUUUUGACUGGUUUGUUUGUUUUAUUGUUGUUGAAUUCUUUGAGCUAUUUAUUGCAUAGUUUACUAGUAUUUUCUCUCUGUCCAUUGCCUCUUCAUUUUGCUAAGUGUUUCUUUUGCACUGUGGAAGCUUUUCAGCUUCAUAUAAUCCCAUUUGUCUAUUUUGGCUUUGAUUGCCUGUGCUUCUAUAAUCUUUUCCAAGAAGUCUUUACCUAUGCCAUUGUAUUGCAGGGUUUCUCCUAUGUUCUCUAGUAAUUUGAUGGUAUUAAGUUGUAGAUUUAGGUUUUAAAUCCAUUUUGAGUGGAUUUUGUUUAAAGUAGGGGUCUUGUUUCAAAGUUCUGCAUACAGAGAUCCAGUUUUCCAGCUCCAUUUGUUGAAGAGACUGUCCUUGCUCCAGGGAUUGAUUUUAGAUCUUUCUCAAAGAGAAGUUAUUUGUAGAUAUAUGGAUUGAUUUCUGGAGUUUCUGUUCUGGUCCAUUCUGUUUUUGUGUCAGUACCAGGCUAUUUGAUUAUAACUGCCCUGUAGUUGUCUUGAAAUCUGGUAUUGUGAUGCUUUAGCUAUUUGGGAUCUCUUGUGUUUCCAUCUGAAUUUCAGCAUUGUUAUUUCAAGAUUUGAGAAGACUGUCAUUGGUAUUUUGAUUGAUAUCACAUUGAAUCUAUAAAUUGCUUUCGAUAGUAUGGACAUUUUGAUUACAUUUAUUCUUCCAAUCCAUGAACAUGGAAGAAUUUCCUAUUUUUUUGGUUUUCUUCUAUUUCUUUCCUUAAUGUUUUAGAAUUUUCAUUGUAGACAUCUUUGACAUCUUUUGUUAAAUUUAUUCCAAGGUAUUUAAUUCUUCUUGGAGCUAUUGUGAAUAGGACUGAUCUUAGAAGUUCUUUCUCAGCUGUGGCAUUGUAUGUGUAUACAAAGGCUAUUGAAUUUUGUGUGUUGAUUUUAUAGCCUGCCACUUUACCAAACCCUUCUGAAUUCCAAUAAUAUCUUAGUGCAGUCUUUUGGAUUCCCUAUAUAUAGAAUCAUGUCAUCGACAAAUAGGGAUAGUUUGACUUCCUCCUUGUCAAUUUAUAUCCCCUUGAUUUCUUUUUCUUACCUAAUGGCUCUGGCUAAAAGUUCCAGGACUAUAUUGAAUAGUAGUGGUGAGACUGGGCAUCCUUAUCUGGAUCUGGAUCUUAGUGGGGAUGCUUCCAAAUUUUUCUUAUUCAAUGAGAUGCUGGCUGGUUGUUUGUCAUAAAUGACCUUGAUUGUGUUGAGGAAUGUUCCUUCUAUACCCAAGUUGCUUAAAGUUUUCAUCAUGAAUGGAUGUUGUAUUUUAUCAAAUGCUUUCUCUAUAUCUAUUGAGAUUAUCCUAUGGUUUUUGUUCUUUAGUUUGUUAAUGUGAUGUAUCACAUUGAUUGAUUUGCAAAUGCUGAACCAUCCUUGCAUACCAGGGAUAAAUCCCAUUUGGUUUGGGUGAAUGAUCUUUCUGAUGUUUGUUGGAUUCAAUUGGCUAUUUUGUUGAGGAUUUUUGUGUCUAUUUUCAUCAGGGAUAUUGGUCUGUAGUUCUGUUUCUCUGUUGUUUCUUUUUCAGGUUUGGAAAUUAAGGUGAUGCUGGCUUCUUAGAAGUAGUUUUUUGAAAGAACAGCUCUUCAUUUCACUAAUCUUUUGUAUUUUUUGUUUCAAUUCUUUUAUUUCUUCUCUAAUUUUAAUUAUCUCUUUUCUCCUAAUUUGGGUUUGGCUAUUGUUGUUUUCCUAGGUCUUUGAGAUGUAUUGAUAUUUCAUUUAUUUGGUGGCUUUCCAAUUUCUUGAUGUAGGCACCAAUUGCUAUAAACUUUCCUCUUAACAAUGCUUUUAUUGGCCAGCGCUGUGGCUCAAUAGGCUAAUCCUCCACCUGCAGCGCCGGCACUCCGGGUUCUAGUCCCGGUCGGGGUGCUGGAUUCUGUCCUGGUUGCCCCUCUUCCAAUCUAGCUCUCUGCUGUGGUCCGGGAGUGCAGUGGAGGAUGGCCCAAGUCCUUGGGCCCUGCACCCGCAUGGGAGACCAGGAGAAACACCUGGCUCCUGGCUUCGGAUCAGUGUGGUGUGCCGGCCGCAGCAUGGUGGCCGCAGUGGCCAUUGUGGGGUGAAGCAACAGUAAAGGAAGACCUUUCUCCCUGUCUCUCUUUCUCACUGUCCACUCUGCCUGUCAAAAAAAAUGCUUUUGCUAUAUCCUAUAAGUUUUGGUAUGUUGUAUUGUCUUCUUCAUUCAUUUCCUGAAAUUUUUUGAUUUCUCUUUUGAUUUCUUCUAUGACCCACGGUUCAUUCAGGAGCAUGUUGCUCAGUCUCUAUGUGUUUACAUACAUUCUAGAGUUUCUUGAGUUUUUGAUUUCCAGCUUUUUUGCACUGUGGUCAGAGAAGAUGCAUGGUAUGAUAUCAAUUUUUUUGAAUUUACUGAAAUUUGCUUUAUGUCCUAGCAUUUGUUCUAUCCUAGAGAAAAUUCCAUGUACUGGUGAGAAAAAUUUGUACUCUGCAACUAUAGGAUGAAAAAUUUUGUAGAUAUCUGUUGAGUCCAUUUGGUGUAAUUAACUCUGUUGUUUCUUUGUUGAUUUUCUAUCUGGUUAAUGUGUCCUUUGCUGAAGAUAGGGUGUUGUUAUGUUUGGGUUUCCUGGUCAAACAAGUUACACUUGUGUUAAAUAUUUAAAAAAUGUUUCCAAUGUACCCUUGUCUUAAAAGUUAUACAAGGCUUUGGACCUUACAGUGAAUUUUUUCCUAAUUGGUUUAUUUGACAGUUAAAUUUGUCUGCUAAGGUUUCACCUGAUAUUAAGUUAUUUACGAUAAGUGAUCUGGGAGUCCUGACUUGUUUCUUUAUUUCUCUAUUCUCUUCAAGAUAGAAAACUGAUUCUAUUCUGAAGUACUCUCCAUCAGGAUGUACAGUUUGAUCUUCAGAUCUUAUAGAAGGAAUGGCUAACAUUUUUCUAUAAUAAUAGGCUGGCUGCAUAUAGAAGACCAAAUAGCAUAGCCUAAAGGAGAGCUUAAGUUAUGAUUUCACAGUGAGAUUUACUUUGGCAUGGGCACAGUAAACAAGCAAAGCCUCCCUUUUUAUGAAGGCCUCCUUUCUUUGCCUUUUUGUUUUUUAGGACCACAAAGUAUUAGAUGAUGCCCACAUCACAUUUUCUGAGUCCACCAAUUAAAAUAUAAUUUAAUCUGGCAAUACCCUCACAGACACAUCUGGAAAUAAUGUUUAAUCUGGGUGCUUUGCCAUGUAUUUGCUAUUUAAAAUUAACCAUGACAUUUUUUGUUCAUAUUCUUAUUGUUUUAGAUAGAGAACAAAUUCACCAAGUUCUUCAUUUUGCCAUUUCAAAAAUCCAUCUUUGGCUAUAGAAUUGUAACCUUGAAAUUUUCUCCUAAGUCUUUUGAGGUAGCAAAUAAAGUUUGUACUUUUAUAAGCUUUAUAAGGAACCUGGGGACUCCAGAUGAUAAACCACUGAUUUUUCCUGUUUGCUUCAUUUUAUAAAUCUAUAUAAAUUAUGAAUUUAUUUGUUCAUAUUUCUCUAAUUAAAUUUGUGUGGACAUCCUUCCCUAAUAUUUUUUUUACUUUCAGUCACAUCUUUUAAAAUUAAUAUUUAGUUAUUUAUUUUCAUCUAGAGAGAGAGAGAGAGAGAGAGAGAUCAAUCUUCCAUUUGCUGGUUUACUCCCCAAAUGUCUGCAACAGCCAAGGCUGGGGUAGGCCAAAGCCAGGAGUCAGAAAUUCCAUUCAGGCCUUGCAUGUGGGUUGCAGGAGCCCCAGCAAUUGAGUCAUCAUCUGCUGCCUCCCUCGUGCAUUAGUAGGAAGCUAGAUUGGAAGUGGGAUAGCUGGGACUGGAAUCAGCACUCUAAUAUGGGAUGCAAGUUCCCAAGCAGUGGCUUAACCUCCUGCACUAUAACACCUGCUCUUUAGCCACGUCUUCACAGGGUUCUGAAUGAUUUCCAUCUGAGUCCAGAUAUUCACUUCUAGACUAUAGGGAGGGAUGGGAGUGGGUGCAGGCAGGUAUGGCAGGCAGACCGCCUAACUUCUAGCCUUAAAUGUAUAAUCUUUGGGUUGGUUCUAUAUUUGUCUUGUAUUAGGCAUGUUUCAAAUUCUGAUAAAUAAACUUGUCUUGAUUUUGUGCUACCUCAAAGAAUGAUCCAAAAAGCUUAUUGUUUGGGGUUCAAAGAAAACAUAAAAAAGAAAAAAAGGUAUAUUUUUAUUUUUUUGGACUAGGAGAAGACAAAAAGGAACCCGAAGCUAAACUGACAAAAUUUAGAGUGCUUUUUUCUGUGGUUGUGGGUUGAAGGAAUCUAGGUGAAAAAAAAUUGGUUGUGGGCAUUGGGAGUGCUGGUCCAGACUGAGGAUGGGAACCAGUAAAUGCCAUCCUCUAAGGUGAAGGACUCUGUGUGUCUUUUCUUUCCUAAUCUGCAGGAGUUUUUGACAUUCAGUUCCUCACUGUUCACAGCCAAGGCACUGUGGAUGAAUGUGUUCCUGUUCUGACAACCUGUUGAAACUGAUGCAGGUGACCCACUGUGAUGAGUAGUACAGGAAAGGAAGAAGAUAGGAAGAGAUAUGCCUUUGCUGGGACAUUUGUUCUGGUGAGACUGCUCUUUUGCUGAGUGCUUUGACAUUGGUGUCGCAGCAUCCCUGGAGGUGUCAGAGAGCCCUGGGAGUGUCCAGGUGGCCCGGGGUCAGACCGCAGUCCUGCCUUGCACGUUCACUACCAGCGCUGCUCUCCUUAACCUCAAUGUCAUUUGGAUGGUCAUCCCUCUCUCCAAUGCUAACCAACCUGAGCAGGUCAUUCUGUAUCAGGGUGGACAGAUGUUUGAUGGUGCCCCCCGAUUCCAUGGUAGGGUGGGAUUCACAGGCACCAUGCCCGCCACCAAUGUCUCUAUCUUCAUUAAUAACACUCAGCUGUCAGAUACAGGCACCUACCAGUGUUUGGUCAACAACCUGCCAGACAGAGGAGGCAGGAACAUUGGGGUCACUGGUCUCACAGUGUUAGUUCCCCCUUCUGCCCCACACUGCCAAAUCCAAGGAUCCCAGGAUAUUGGCAGUGAUGUCAUCCUGCUGUGUAACUCAGAGGAAGGCAUUCCUCGGCCAACUUACCUUUGGGAGAAGUUAGACAAUACCCUCAAACUACCUCCAACAGCCACUCAGGCAUUGGCAGUAAUGGAGAGGCCCCAAACAACCUUAAUUGUUCUUGACCAGGUCCAGGGGACAGUCACCAUCCGGAACAUCAGUGCUGUGUCUUCAGGUUUGUACCAGUGUGUAGCUUCUAAUGCCAUUGGAACAAGCACCUGUCUUUUGGAUCUCCAAGUUAUUUCACCCCAACCCAGGAGCAUUGGACUAAUAGCAGGAGCCAUUGGCACUGGUGCAGUUAUUGUCAUUUUUUGCAUUGCACUAAUUUUAGGGGCAUUCUUUUACUGGAGAAGAAAAAAUAAAGAGGAGGAAGAAGAAAUUCCUAAUGAAAUAAGAGAAGAUGAUCUUCCACCUAAGUGUUCGUCUUCUGCCAAAGCAUUUCAUGCCGAGAUGUCGUCCUCGGAGAACAACACGUUGACCUCUUCCAAUACCUACAGCAGCCGCUACUGGGGCAACAACCCCAAAGUUCACAGGAACACGGAGUCCUUCAACCACUUCGGUGACUUGCGCCAGUCUUUCUCCCUCCACUCAGGCAAUGCCAACAUCCCAUCCAUCUAUACUAAUGGGAACCAUUUGGUUCCAGGUCAGCCUAAGACUUUGGUAGUGACAGCCAACAGAGGGUCAUCCCCGCAGGUCAUGUCCAGGAACAAUGGCUCAGUCAACAGGAAGCCUCGGCCUCCACACACACACUCCUACACCGUCAGCAAAGCUACCCUGGAGCGAAUUGGUGCAGUACCUGUCAUGGUGCCUGCCCAGAGUCGAGCUGGAUCCCUGGUAUAGGACAUGAGGGGAAUGUUGGGUUUCGACAAGAAUACAUGGAGUUUCCCCUACUUGCGGGAGGGGGUGGUUAGGACGGGCAGGUGCUGGGAGAGCAGCUCUCCUCAUCAUAUUAGUGAAAAGCACCAAGAAGAAGGUGGUGGUGUUACCUGGCUACAAUGAUGUGUAAAAUGGAUUGGAAGGCGCCAUCAUGAAAACGUGUUUCCCCACCACAGAUACGUUGUGACUCUGUUCAGUAAGCUACAUCUCAAAGAUGUGCCAUGCUAAGGAAAAAGACGUAAGAGCAGAACAGCACUUAAAAUGCAAACUGCAGUCCAGCUGGACUUGGUUUGUAAUUCAUGCCUAACUUAAUAUUUUUGAGGAGACUAAAGUGCCAGAUGGAAUUUAAAUGAGAUUAUUUGACAGGUUAAAGAUAGGUGUCUUUAGAGGAGUAACAAGCAGAACACGAGUAUCGUGUGUUCUGCUUCUCCCUGUGCGCUCUUUGAGUAGAGGGCUUGAUGACAGACAUGGUUAAUUUUGAUCCCUAAAGGUCUGACUCUUUUAUCAUAGAAUCAAAACUACACAAACAACAUUCAGUAAGAAAUGGGAGGAAGCAAAGGAAAUGUCUUUGGAAAGCCCCUGCAUAUUUAUUUAUUUAUCUAUCUCUACCAGAACCAUGACUGUCAUAUUCGAAAUAUUGCUGUAUUGACAGAUUCUUGCUUGUCUGUUAUUCUAGGAUCUGUUACAGGUCCAUGGCAAUUACUGUUCAUUUUCUCCUGGAAAAAUGUUUUUUAAAGAAAACUAUUGGUUGGUUGGGGUUUUUUUUGUUGUUGUUGUUGUUGUUGUUUUUAACAAAAAUACUUGAUAGACCUUGGGCCAGGAAAGAAAAAAAAAAAAAACAACUUUGUUUAGCACCUUCUUCAGUGAUUGUAUUUAGUGAGCCCAGGAGGCUGUGAGUUACAAGGUGCUAGAUUGUGUGCACAGCACUGUCCCAGGGCUUUUGGCCUUUCUGGGCAGGCUCUCCAUGCAAGGCAGCCCAGGGCUCCCUCGCAGUCACACUAGGUCAUUCUUAAUGAGGGCAGUACCUGAUGCCUUUUGUACUGUGGUAGAUAACUAGCUCCUAGUUGGAUAAACAAGUUACUAGACUGCCAAAAGGAGUACAGACUUCUUUUGUUUGUUUGUUUUUCAAAAUAAUCCUUUUUGCAAAAAGAGAUAGGAUUGAGACAGAAGGGAUAUCCUCAGAUGUAUUCCUGGGAGGGUCUGCCCUGUAUCUGUGAGAGCUCAGGGUUGCAGUUUUGGCCAAAUCCGUUUUACAACACUGUAGAGACUCCUUGUGUGAUGCAUUACAUAGCCUCGCUGACUUUGCAGUUCCCCAGAGGAGUUUACCCACUUCGGACUCUGUUUCGUGCCCUGGUAGAUCUGGCUGUCCUUACAUUGGUAACUAUCUUGCCUUAAUCACACUUUGAGCUACAUACAAAUAAUUUCUUGCCAGAUUCUCUUCCGAAAUCAUUUAGGAUGCUGACCCUCUAAUUCAGUAAGAGCAUCUUGUCUCCACCUGCUGUGUCCCCUCACUCCUUCACCCACUGUGCUGAUCGCCCUCCUUUCCUGCAAGCAUCGUUCCCAGGAAGUGGCCUCCUGACUUUCGUCCAGUUGUUUGAAGGGAGCGGAGACCAACAGCUGCCACACAAACAAUUUGUCCAAGAGAACCGUGCUCAGAACCUAACCAUUGCAGCCAUUUUAACACUGAUAAAAAGCUGAAGUUACUUUAGCAUUACUUAUUUUUCCCAUUUGAUGGUUCUUGACUUUGUAAAAAAAUUAAAUAAAUGAAUGUCUAUACUUUUAUAAAGAGUGAAAAUAUAUGACUUGGAAAAGAUGAUAUUAUCAGAUGCUGUUUAGAAAACAUUUGUCUUGCAUUUCUUUAUUUCUAAUUAUCUAAAAUUCAAUAAAAGUUUAUUCAUAUAAAAUAAGUUGUCAUUAUAAUACUAAUGAAUAUGUGAUUUUUCUGUCUGGUAUAUCCUUUAAGUUAUAUGCAUUUUUCCAUUGUGUUAAAUAAGAUUCAUAAUCAUUUUAAUAAGCAUAUAUGAUAUGCUAAAAGUUAUUAGCCUUUUUCCUGUUAUUGGAAAUUUCAGGUUGAUUCUAGUUCUCACCCAUAUGACUACAGACCUAAUGACUCUUCACACAUCAAGCUAUUUUCAUAUUUCCUAUUCUGAAAGCUUAGGAAGACAGGGUCCAUGCCUGCUUUUUGCCAUUGAGUCCCCAUCACCUACCACAGUGUCUGGAUGAGCAUUAAGUGGAUAAAUCCUUGGUGAUUUCUGAACUGUAAUUGCCGUACCCUGAGCAUGAUUAUAGCUCUUGUUGUAGUGCUGUGGGUUGGAGAAUUUCCUUUGUUUGAAUUUAAACAUUUUAUUUUGUUUAAAAAAAGUUGAGAAGCAGACAGAGAAAGAGAGUAAGCUCCCAUCUGGCGACUUAUUCCCCAGAAGCCCACGGUGACCAGGGCUGGGUUGGGGCCAGAGUCAGGAACUGAGACUGCAAUCCGGGUCUCUCAUGUGGGUGGCAGGAAACCAGCCACUUGAGCCAUCACUGCUGCCUCUGAAGGAGGUCUGCACUGGCGGGCAGCUGAGUCAAGUGCUGGAGCCAGGAAUGGCACCCAGGCGCUGCAGGGUGUGAUGUCAGUGUCUCAGCCACUUGGCUAAAUGCCCAUACCUCUUUACUUUUAACUUUUUAUUUUGAGGUAAUUAUACAUUUAUAUGCAGUUAUAAGAAAGAACCCAAAUACCCUUCAGCUGAUUUCUAUGGUAACACCUUGUAUAACUGUUGUACAGUAUCACAAGCUGACAUGGAUACAGUUCCCCAACCUUAUUCAUGUUUCAGUACUUGUGCACGUACUUGUACACACACAUUUAGUUAAUACACAGUUUUAUCAUGUAGAUUCACAUGACUUCUCCACACUCAAGAUGCAGGGUUCUUUGUGCAAUUAUUUGAUGAUCACAGAGACUUCCCUCCUCUUUAGGUCCCUAAUCCCUGACAGCCACUAAUCUUUUGAGGAUUUUCUUCUUUUCACUUGGAGUAAUUUCCUUAGAUCCAUUCAGAUUGUUGCAUGUGUCAAUAAUUCAUUCCUUGGCCGGCGCUGUGGCUCACUAGGCUAAUCCUCCACCUGCGGCGCUGGCACUCCGGGUUCUAGUCCCGGUUGGGGCACCGGUUCUGUCUCAGUUGCUCCUCUUCUAGUCCAGCUCUCUGCUGUGGCCCUGGAGGGCAGUGGAGGAUGGCCCAAGUGCUUGGGCCCUGCACCUGCAUGGGAGACCAGGAGGAAGCACCUGGCUCCUGGCUUUGGAUUGGCGUAGCGUGCUGACCGUAGCAGCCAUUUGGUGGGUGAACCAACAGAAGGAAGACCUUUCUCUCUGUUUCUCUCUCUCUCACUGUCUUAACUCUGCCUGUCGAAAAAAAAAUUCAUUCCUUUUUAUUGCUGAGGAGUGUUCCAUGGUAUGGAUGUACCACAGCUUUUUUUUUUUUUCCUAACUAUUUCCUCAUAGAAGAGUAUGAAUGAUAUUUGAUUCGUUUCCAGUUGGGAGCUGUUAUGAAUAAACUUGCUUUAACCAUGUGUUUGUAGGUUUUUGUCUGAACAUGAGUUUUAAUUUCUCAGGAUUAAUGUCUGGGAAUAGAGUUGUUGGGUUCCAUGUGGCAGUUACACAUUUAGUUUUGAGAAUGGCCAUACAAUUUUACAUUUCUGCCAGCAAAGUUUGAGUGGCCCAGUUUCUUUGUAUCCUCAGCUGUAUUGAGUACUGUUAGUAUUUUUCAUUUUAUCAUUUUGAGAGUUGUAUGGUGAUAUUUCACUGGGUCUUGAAUUGGUACUUCCCGAAUGACUAAUGAUGGCAGACAUUUACAUGUGCUUAUUUGUAAUCUCUGUAGCUUAUUAUGUCUCUUCAUGUCUUUUGCCCAUUCUCUGUAUUGUGUGGGCUAUUUAAAAUUUGUUUUAAGAAUUUUAAAAUUUUUAUGAAUAUUGUAAUACCGACACAUGUUUAUGGAGUACAGCACAGUAUUUUACCUCUAUAUAGUAUAAACUGACCAAAUAAGACAUUAGAAUUUCCUUUUUUCUAUGUUUGGAGCAUACCAGCUAUUCUCUCCCAGUCCUUUUAAUUAUAUAAUAUGCUAUUAUGAACUGUAGUCACGCCUCUGUGUUGUGAAGCCUUCUGUCUUUCUAUAUCCAUCUUUCUGUCUACCUGAGUUUUGGUACCCAUUAUCUACUAAUUUUUAUGAAAAAAUGUUUUAUCUUAAAUAGGUGUUGAGUUUUGUCAGAUGCUUUUUCUGCAUCUGUUGAUAUAUUCUUUUUCUUUAGCCUGUUAAGCUGGAUUAUGUUGAUUUUCAAAUGUUUAGCCAGCCUUACAUUACCUACCGUAAACCCUGGCUGGCGUGGUAUGUAUUUCUCUUUUAAGAUUUAUUCUUUAUUCAUUUAUUCAAGAGGAAGAGCUACAGAGAGUGACAGAGAGAUCCUCAUCUGCUGACUCACUCCCCAAAUAGCCACAAUGGUUAGGGCUGGGCUGGGCCAGGCAGGAGCCAGGGGCCCGGAGCCCAAGUCCUCAGCCAUCCUCUGCUUCCUCCCCAGGUGUGUUAGCAGAGCCCUGGAUAGGAAGCACAGCAGCGGGGACUCAAACCAGUGCCCACAUGAGAUGCCGGCACAGUAAGUGGUGGCUUAACUUGCUAUGUCACAGUGCCGACCCCAGGGUAUAUUUUUUUUAAACUGCUGAAUUUGAUUUGCUAUUUUUAAGGAAGAUUUCUGUGCAUUACUUCAUAGAAUUCACUAGUGAAAUCAUGUGGGCCUGGAGAUUUCUUUUUUCAAAGUUUAAAUUAUUCAGUAUCUGUAAUGGUUAUAGGACUUUUCAAGCUAGGUACUCCAUAUUGAUUGGAUUUCAGUAGUUUGUAGUUUUCAAGGUAUUAAUCCGUAUUUCCUAGGUUGUCAGUUCUAUGAGCAUGUGGCUAUGUGUGAUAUUUCUUUAUUCUAAUUGGAGGAGAAUCUGUAGUUCAUAGACCUUAUUUUGUUCUUGAUGUUGGUGAUUCUUUAUUUUUUUUAUUUUUUGUCUUGCUAGAACUUUGUCAAUUUUACUAAUUUAUCUCAGAGACCAUUUCUUUUGUCAUUGAUUUUCUUUUUCUGUUUUCAGGUUCAUUGAUUUCUGCCUGGUUUCACCCUUGAAAUGGCUUUGGGUUCAUUCUUUUCUUAUUUUCAGAGUUUGUUGAAGAGGGAACAAAGAUUAUUGAUUGAAAGCUCUUCCUCUCUCCUAACAUAAGAAUUUUAGGGUUAUGAUUUCUCUCUUUCACUCCCACCUGCCUCCCACAUAUUUUGACAUAUUACAGUUUCAUUUCAUUCACUUCUCUGCAUUUUUUAAAUUUUAUCUGUCACUUCUUUUGACCCAUGGGCUAUUUAGAAAUGUAUUACUUAAUUUAUAAAUUAUUGGAGGUUUUCUUAAUUGUCUUCCUGUUAAUUUUUAGCCAGACAAUAUUAUAGUCAGAAAACAUGCUCUGUAUUUUAAUAUUUGCAAAGUUCUUAAGGUUUGUAUUAAUGUCCUAGGACAAGGUUUCUGUUGCGAUGUUUUCCAUGUGCUCUUUAAUAAUUUUUAUUCUGGUUGUGGGCAUUUGGCCCAGCUUAAGAUGCAGGUUAAGAUGUCCAUUUCCCGUACCAUAGUGCCUGGGUUUGAUGCCUGCCUCCAGCUCCUGACUGCAGCGUUUAACCCAUGCGGACCCGAGAGGCAGUGCUGAUGGCACCUGUGAUUGGGCUCCUGCCGCCCAUGUGAGACACAUGGUUUGAGUUCCUGGCUCCGAGCUUCAGGCUAAGCCUAAACCCAACCCCAUUUGUCACAGAUACUUGGGGAGCGGGCCAGCAGGUGGGACCCCUCUCUCUGUAUCUUUCUCUGUCCCUCUGCCUCUCAAAUAUAAAAAAAUACAUAUAUGAAAACUGUUUAUUCUACUGUUGUUGGGUUGAAUGGUCUGUGUAUGUCAAUGAGCACCUAUUGGGUGAUCGUGCCGGGAAGUUUUACUCAUUACUAAUCUAGUAAUUCCAUUGUUCAAACUGAAGCGCUGAACUGCCCAACUAUAAUUGUAAAUCUUUACAUUUCUUGUUUCCCCUUUAUCAGUUUGCUUCUAUGUUUUGAGGCUUUUUUGGUGCACAUGUAUUUAGAAUUACUGUGCCUUCCUGGUGGGUUUAUCAGUAGGUAAUAUCCCUCUUUGUUUCUAUAAUUUGUAUUUGUUCUGAAGUCUAUCUUACAUUAAUUUGUCCAUUUAUGCAUUUUAAAUGUAAUGUUUGUGUGAUACAUGUUUUCUUUCUCUUUCAACAUUCCUAUGUUAUGUCAAGUUGAAUAUCUGUAGACAUCAUAUUGUUGGAUGACAUUUUUGUACCCGCAAUGUCAACAUACAUCUUUAUCGGUAUGUUUGGACCACUUAGAUUUAUAGUGAUUAUUGAUAUGUUAGGGUUUAAUCUGUCAUUUCAUUUUUUGAUUUCUGUAUUUUCCUCAGUUUCCCUCCUCUUACCUUCUGUGGAUUGCUUACACAAAUUUUGGGGUUUCAUCUUGAUUUAUUUGGAGUUUUUCCCAGUACAUUUCUUUGUAUAAUUUUUAGUGUUUGUUCUAUAUAUGAAAAUUUGCAUAUGUUACAUGUCACAGUUUAUUUGUAUCAACAUUUUACUACUUUGCAAGUGUGUAAAUUUGAUCCUAUACUUACAUUAAAUAUAUUUCCUGAGUAAUUUUUAUUUCGAUAAUCAAAUAUAGUUUAUAAAACUCAUGUAGAGAAGUCCAUUUACACACCCAUGCUUCUGUAUUUUUGUUACUUCUUCCUGACUGUCUGUGUUUCCCUCUCCUUUCUAUCUGAAGGAUUCCCUUUAGCCAGUCUUUAACUGUGGAUGUUCUAGCAAUGCAUGCUGUUAGUUUUCCUUUGAGAAUGCCUUUCUUUACCCCUUCAUCUCACUGAAUAUUGUAUUCCUGAUUCACAACUCUCUUAGCACUUGAAAAAAUUGAGGAUAUGUUCAGCCAUUAUCUCUUAAAAUAUUCUUUCAGCCCUUUCCUCUUUCUCACAUCUUUUUGGAACUCUGAUGAUGGGUCUUUUGUCAUUGUCCCUGUUCACUUUCUUCAGUCUUUUUUCUCUGUGCAGUGCAGAUUGAGUAAAUUCUAUUGAUCUGUCCUUUAACUGAUUCUAUCCUCUGUCAUUUCUGCUCUGCUGUGGAACCCAUCAAACAAUAUUGAAUUCAGUUACUAUUUUUUUUUCAGUUUUAUAACUUCCUUUUCCAAACAUUAAUAAGUUUAAUUAUACUGAAAUGUAAUUUAUAUGUCAUAAAGUUCAUUCAUAAGUGGUACACUUACAGUAGAUUUUAGUAUAUUUAUAGUGCUAAACAAACAUCAUCUCAUUUUAGGAUUAUUUUAAUUCCUCACUAAAGAAACCCGUGCCCACUAACAGUACCUCCUUAUUUCAUAAUACCUUUAAUCUCAGGCAACCACUAAUCUGCUUUCUGUCUCCAUACAUUUGCUUGUUCUGGACAUUUCAUAUAAUUGUCAUAGAAUGUGUUCAUAAUUCAUAUCGAUACAUUUUUACUAUCACUUCUUUAAAAACCUAGAUGCUUCCAAUAACUGAUUCAUAUUGAUGCUGGCAUAUAUAUCUAUUACAUAUAUAUAUAUGGCAUAUAUCUUUUCUCCCUGAAGUUGUGAUCUGGUUUUUGGGAUAAUGAAUGAUUUUUUUGAAUUUUCUCUUUGAUGUUUUGAGCAUUAUCAGAUCCUGGAUCCCUUUUUAAUGUAAUUUUUGUUAUUGUAGUGUACAUUCUCCCUUGUUGGUUAUAUGUUUGGUUUCUCAUUAGGCUCUAUUGUCAGCACUCUGUCAAAAGUAAAAAGCUAGCUCCUCUCUCAGCCCUGUUUACAUCUUAAAGUGGGGCACCAAACUGUAGCUUGUAGUUGCCUCCAAGUAAGGGUAUAAGCUGGGCCCUGGUGACACUCAAGAGGAAGGAAGUUAAAGCCUUAUUCACACCACUUGUUGCUAAAGAGUAGAAGCAGAAAUUCAGUUCUGUGCUGCCUUACUGACACCAGUGGGGGGAAGGGAAGGGGGAGGAAUGGCACCUUAUUCAGGCCUGUGGAUGGCAGAGGAGGGUGGAGGCCCAUCGUCCCAUUGACUAAAACUAGGAGAAGGGGAAAGCUGAGUGUCCCCUCUCUAUCGUGAGUAGAGGUUCCGAGCCCCACUGGUGGUAUCCCAAGUUCCCUAUGCGUCUACUCUUCCCACUCCUCAGGGUCUUCCCAUAUUUGCUGUGUUCUGUCCAAUCUGUUGCUGUUUUAAUAGGAGAGACUAUCUUACACUGAAACUUAUGAUGGGGUUAUUCUGUGUUGCAUGGAACCAGUCAUACUGGAUCAUCACUUUUUAAAAUAGCCAUUUGUCAGUUAAAUCAUACAGCGUUCUAUUUGGGAGCUUCAAGAAUUCUUAAUUGUGUAUUAAAAACUUACUCCUUAGCAUGACUCAUUCAGUUUCUUCCAUAAAUAUUCCACUCGUCUCAACUUCCACUACUCCUCUAUCUGCAAACUGGGCUCCAAGCCUGUUCACCUUCCUUUGAACUGACUGUUGAGUUUUUCCUGUUUCCCAGCUAUAACUGCCACCUACCAUUUUCACCCAGAUCUUCUUGUACUGCAAGUCCAAUUUAAAUACUCUAUGCUUCAUAAAUCCUUUCUUUUUGAGUCUAGUAAAAAGUGACAGCCCCCUUGCACAAGGUCUAGCCUUUACUACACACAAGGGAAUUAUCACAAUUUAUAUUGUAUUUCUGAUUAGUGCACAUGACUGAUGUCCCCUGCUAGACUGAACUGAGGUACUCUACAGCCAUCUUUGAUCCCUAACUGUGUUGAGCACUGUUGCGGGUAUAGUAGAUACAGAUGGUGAAUUUGUCACAAUUGCUGUUCUCAGGAUCAUUUUACAGGGAUGGUGCUGACCUGUAAGUAAAUAACUGUAAGCUCCAGUUGAUAUUUAUUCAAAUCCAGGCAUGCUGGAUUAUUUCUUCUACAUCUUGGUUGUGGUCCUAAUACUUAGCAUGUUGCUUUAUUCAUAGAAAGUACCUGAAAAAUGUGCUAAAAUCAUGAACCUGAAAAUACAUAUGAUUGUUAAAAGUAGCAGGAAAAUACCAGAUAAUUCUCAUAGCAAGGUUGCAAUAGAAUUGUUUACCCAGAUGGUAAAUGAUUGCACCAAUUCCUGGGUGGAUUUGAUGUUACUUUAGAGAUUCAAUAUUCUUUGGAAAAUAAUAAUAUUGAAAUAAUAUACUAAACUCAAUGGUUUAGAUGAAUCUUAUAGAAUUAACAAAUUUUAUGUAAAAAUGUUAAUUUAUAUUAUUUUGAGCUUAGUACCCAGUAUGUACUUUAAAAAAUGUAGAUCAAGUAUGAAUUCACUUAAUCUUAUCACAGUUCUACAUGGAAAAUAUCUUUGCUCAUGUGUUAGAAACCCAGAAACUUAGGCUAAGUCAGUUAAACUAUUUGCCCAAAUAAGUAAUCUGUCAGUUAUUUUUCUUAAUAGACCCCCUGUCUCUGAGUAUUGGGAAGAAUAAUCCAGAG
Oryctolagus cuniculus (rabbit) is the source of this 17531-nucleotide messenger RNA. The record is from RefSeq and is a predicted model, not a curated record. Lineage: Eukaryota; Metazoa; Chordata; Mammalia; Lagomorpha; Leporidae.